This is a messenger RNA of Catharus ustulatus (Swainson's thrush), 4183 nucleotides long. RefSeq names its product zinc finger protein 777-like. The record is from RefSeq and is a predicted model, not a curated record. Bases 15 to 2507 code for a protein of 830 amino acids. Gene Ontology annotation, biological process: regulation of DNA-templated transcription. The transcript has 7 exons. Lineage: Eukaryota; Metazoa; Chordata; Aves; Passeriformes; Turdidae.
UGGCGGCCGCGGCCAUGUCCCGCCGGGGGCCCGCGCAGGUGUCGGGCAGCCUCCGGCAGAAGGGGGUGCCAGGCACGGCCCCGUCGGAGCUGCAGGAGCUGCAGAGCCGCACGGAGUGCGCGGAGCGGCGGCUCCUGGCCUGCGAGAACCUGGUCGGGGAGCUGGGCAGCGGCCUGGCCGCCCUGGGCACCGUCCUGCAGAGCUACGGGCAGCUGCAGCAGCGCCUGCUCAACCUGGAGAACCUCCUCAAGAACAGGAACUUCUGGAUCCUGCGCCUGCCCCCCAGCUCCAAGGGGGAGAUCCCCAAGGUGCCGCUCACCUUCGAUGAUAUCUCGGUGUAUUUCAAUGAGCUGGAGUGGGAGAGGCUGGAGCGCUGGCAGAAGGAUCUGUACAGGGCCGUGAUGAGGGGCAACUACGAGACCUUGGUGUCCCUGGACUACGCCGUGUCCAAGCCCGACAUCCUGUCCUGGAUGGAGAGGGAUGAAGAGCUCGGUGACAAAGAGGGUCAGGAGCCCCCAUGGACACGGUCUGGGCAUGGUCAGGAGCCCCCCCGGGCAGCAGGAGAGAUGGACAAGGCAGAUGAGGCUCCAGGAGAUGAAAACCCCGUGGAAGCUGGCCCAGCAGCAGACAGUGCCAAGUCUAAGCCCAACGGCCGCACCUGCAUCAAGAGGGAUGAAGAGCCCAGCUCAUGGACACAGAAUGGGGACAGCCAGAAAACCCCACAGAUACAGACUGGGAACCGCCCGAAAUCCCCACGGACACGGAGUGGGAACAGCCAGAAAACCCCGCAGAUACAGACUGGAGACAGCCAGGACUCCCCACCUACACAGAUUAGGGACAGCCCAAAGUCCUCAUGGACACGGAGUGGGAACAGCCAGAAAACCCUACAGACACAGACUGGGGACAGACAGAACUCCCCACAGACACAGAUUAGGGACAGCCCAAAGUCCUCAUGGACACGGAGUGGGAACAGCCAGAAAACCCUACAGACACAGACUGGGGACAGCCAGAACCCCCCACAGACACAGACUGGGGACAGCCCUAAGUCCUCAUGGACACGGAGUGGGAACAGCCCAAAGUCCCCAAGGAGACAGACUGGGAACAGCCCAAAGUCUCCAAGGACACAGAUUGGGAACAGCCCAAAGUCCCCAAGGACACAGACUGGGAACAGCCCGAAAUCCCCACAGGCACACACUGAGGACAGCCAGACACUGCCUCAGACACAGAAUGGGGACAGUCAGAACCCCCUCCAGACAAGUGUCCCCAACAAUGAGAAGCCCUCACAGACACCAGAAGAGAUGGAGCAGCAGGAAAAGGCUUUGGGAGAGGAUCCCAUGCCGGUAGAAGCUGGCCCAGAAUCCCCCAUCCUGAUGAUGACUGUGACAUCCCUGGGGGACCAUCAGCCAGGGGUGGUGGCAGAGGAGGAGCCGGACAUGGAGGAGGACCCAGCAGAGCCUGACACUGAGGAAGCCUCACCCAUGGAAGAUGAAACACCGUGCAAAGGGGUUUCUCCCGAGGACAUCAAGGUAAAGGAAGAGGAGCCUGAGCUGCUGGCAGAGGAAUCCACACCCUCUCCUGGCUCAGAGAUCCAGAAAUGUCCCAAAAACGAGCUGGUGAAAGCCAAGAGCAAGAAGAAGCCGAACCGUUGCGAGGCCAGCAACCUCCUGAUGGGCAACUGCCGGCGCGGGUACGUGCGGGAAUGGUCCCACCCCUGCACGGAGUGCGGGAAGCGCUUCCGCCUCAAGAUCAACCUCAUCAUCCACCAGCGCAGCCACGCCAAGGAGGGGCCCUACGAGUGCCCCGUGUGCGAGAUCGGCUUCAGCAACAAGCGGCACCUGGACCUUCACCGCAGCAUCCACGUCAAGGACAGAGCCUUCGGCGCCAAGGUCUGGGGCAACGUCCACCCCGAGCUGCGCAUCCGCCCGCGCAGGGACCUGUGCGGUGGCACCCACGGGCCGCCCGGUGCUGGCCACGCUGGGGGGCCCUGGCUGGGCCAGCCCAAGGAGGAGCCGGACAGAGAGGGCCUGUCCGCCUCUGGGUUCACACGGCCGCCCGAUUCCAGGCUGAAGUGCCCCUACUGCAAGAAGUUCCUGUCCUGCUCCGUGUCGCUGCGGCGGCACCUCCAGACCCACUUGCGGGAGCGGCCCUACUGCUGCAGCUCCUGCAACAAGUGCUUCACCCGCAGCAAUCACCUCGUGCGCCACAAGAAGAUCCACGAGCGGGCCCUGGCGGCGCUCCAGCGGGAGGCCAACGCCCAGCCCCCUGCUGCUAUCCCGGCAUCCCUGCAGCACAGGGCUCCCGAGGCCAACAGGAGCCCUUCCCAAGGGAAUGGCAGCCCUGAGGCUGCGAAACCGAGCCUGCCCAACGUGCUGCUGUUGGGAGCGACAUCACUGGAGCACCAGGGCAAAGGCUCCUCGCUCCCUGAGUGCAUCAGGAAAGCUGUGCAGCCCGUGGUCCAGCUGGGAUCGAGGGCAGUGGCUUCGGAAAUGACCCUGGGACAGAUCUGAGCUGUGCGCAUCCCUGGAGAGAAGCUGCGAGUUUGUUGGGUUUGCACCUGGUGGGACACCAGGAUUGGGAAUCUGCUGCGUUUUAGGAGCUUCCUGGGUUAUAGAAAGAAUGGGAAGCUUGGAGAUAACAACAGAGAGCAAAUUGCAGAAGCCUCCAGUGAUCCAUUAUGCUUCACCAUUCCACUGACUUGCUCCUGUUGGUUGAUAUUUGGAAUUUUCCUAAGCUGACAUUCCUGGGAGAUGACCAGGUGAAUCCUGGUCAAACAGGAGCAGAGCUUUUGCAUUCCUUGAUGUUGAAGCUGACCUCUUGCAUAAGGGGAACACAACUAAAGAGGGCAGGGAGAAGGGAAAGGAGCUGGCAACGUUCCCAAGCAGCGCUUUGCUUCAUGGACCAAGCUUCCUGAGACACCAGAUGGAGAGUGACAUCUCUGAGACCCCACCACGUCCUUGCCACCCCCCACGCUGGGGAGAUCAGCCAACACCCCCUCCAGCAGGCUGGGAACACUGGAGCCUUGCACUGGAAGAUCCACAGGACAAACCAAACCCCAGUGUUCUGUGCUGGUGUAUUCCAGGGAUCCUGGCAGGUCCAUCAGGGAGGCCACAGGCACCCUUGGGAGACCAUCCUGCAUGGGUGCACAGUGAUUUUAGGAAUACUUGACAGGUCAGCAGCAGCAGUACCCCUGAUCCUCAUGGAUCUGCCUGCACAGAGCAGCCCCUCAGCUCUGGAGGAAACUCGCACUCUCCCACCUGCAGCUCAUCCCCUUUUGCCCAAAUUCCCACCAUAACGAAUUCUAUGGGAAAACAGUUCUGCAGCUACCUCAGUCGGGGAGGGGGGGGCCUGCCCGGAGGCAGCCAGUGGCAGCCAGGCCUGGUGCUGCUCCAGUGUCCCCAGAGCCACCAGAGCAGUGUCCUGGCCAGAGCCCCACAUGCAUCCCACGCACAGGAUGUGCACAGGGAGCUCAUCCCACCUGGAGCCAUCUCCACGCCGACCCAAUGGAGCAGCUGCUGGGACUCUUGCAUUUAGUUUUUUCCAGGGUUUUUUUGUUUUUGUUUUCUUUGAGUUGUUUGAUGUAAUUAUUUGAUAUCCUGAGGUCUCUGUCCCUCUCUGAGCAGUGAAUACUGGUAGGCUUUUCCCAUCUUUCAUUCCAAGUCACUCCCGAGGUGUGAUGGUGCUGCUACGGGAAGCUUUGGGAACCGAGGGAACACCUGUGCUACAUCCAGGUGUGAUCCUCAGCCACCUCCUGCUCCAUGGGACAGACAGCAGUGUCCAGGCUGCUCCCUGGGAAUACACAUGACAUCCCACUGCUCCUCUGGGUGUCUCACAAUUCCUGCCCCUGGGAUUGCAGUGUGGAGCACUCCCAGACAUCAGCAGGAGCUGGGAGGGGUGCCAGUGGCAGAUAGGGGGGUGCCUGAUGCCUUGUGGACGUGUGACUAUGGAUCUGGCACUGAGCCACUGGCUGAUUAUCCCUGUUAUCCCUGCCCAGAUAGAGAUCCAAGUGCUCCUCAGUUGAUCCCAGGGGCAUGGCUGAGCUGGUGUUGCCGGUGGGUGAAUCCCCCCAGGCCAGCAGAAGGACCAGCAGCCCCAGCCUGGCGUCUGCUGUGACCGGGAGCAGCAUUUUCUAUGACAUUCCCGACCCCUUUCUCAGGCUGUGGAAUCAAUAAAGUAUUUGUCUCUA